CCUUUAGUCUUCGAUCCGAAUCGCGUGCCGAGUGGCGUGCGAAAUACCAAUUCUAGUCCCGGGUCCGCGAUCGAACCCUUGAACACUAAGAUGUUCGCCCUGCGAGUGGCUCUUCUCCUGGCAGCCUGCGUGUCCUUGGCCGCCGCUGGAACUCGGCAGUUGGACGUGGAUGUCCAGCCACCGAGCACCUUGGCCACCACCCUGCAGGACUACCGCCUCUCCGAACACAUCUCUCCCGUGAGCUACAACAUCACCCUGCGACCCUAUCUGCUGGAGUCCGACGGCACCAAGCGGUUCACCUUCGACGGCGAGGUCUGGAUCGAGGUGAGGCCCAACCAGACCACCACCGACGUGCACCUGCACUCCAAGAACAUCACCUACUCGGUCCGCGAGUACUGGCAGAAGCCAGCUGAUGGCGUCGCCAAUCCCACGCCCAGCACACUUACUCUGAGCUCCACCGACGAUGAUGCGGAUAUCAUCAAGCUCACGACAGCCACCUCCUUGACGGCCAACGUCUCGUACAUCCUGCACUUCGUGUACACCGGUCUGAUGCAGGACGACAUGCACGGCUUCUACCGCAGCUACUAUGUGGACGACAACAAUGUGACCAAGUGGCUCGGCUCCACCCAGUUCCAGACCCACCACGCCCGCCGCGCCUUCCCCAGCUUCGAUGAGCCCCAGUUCAAGGCCACCUUCAACGUCACUCUGAAGCGCCACAGGACCUUCAACUCGGCUAGUAACACCCGGCUGAUCGGAUCCUAUCCCAGCGACGAGGAGGGCUACUACACGGAUGUGUACAAGACGACCCCCAUAAUGUCCACCUACCUGCUGGCCUUCAUCAUUUCGGAGUUCGUGGCCCGCAGGGACGACUCCUUCGGAGUGUACGCCCGUCCCGAGUACUACGCCCAGACCCAGUACCCCUACAACGUGGGCGUGCAGAUCCUGCAGGAGAUGGGCACCUAUCUGAACAAGAACUACUACACGAUGGGCAACGACAAGAUGGACAUGGCCGCCAUCCCCGACUUCUCCGCCGGAGCGAUGGAGAACUGGGGCCUGCUGACCUACAGGGAGCGCAGUCUGCUGGUGGACGAGUCGGCGACCACCUUGGCCUCCCGCCAGUCCAUCGCCGCCGUGGUGGCCCAUGAGCAGGCGCACAUGUGGUUCGGCGACCUGGUCACCUGCAAGUGGUGGAGCUACACCUGGCUGAACGAGGGAUUCGCGCGCUACUUCCAGUACUUCGGCACCGCCAUGGUGGAGAAGGACUGGGAGCUGGAGAAGCAGUUCGUCGUCGACCAAAUCCAGUCGGUGAUGGCCAUGGACUCGACGAACGCCACCAACCCGCUCAGCGACGAGAACACCUACACUCCAGCUCAUCUGAGCCGCAUGUUCAACAGCAUCUCGUACAACAAGGGCGCCUCCUUCAUCCGGAUGAUCAAGCACACCAUGGGCGAGGCCAACUUCCAGACGGCCCUGCAGCAGUACCUCGAGAAAUACAAGUACCAGCCAUCGGUGCCGCAGUACCUCCUGGGAGCCUGGCAGGCCCAGUGGCCCAACAGCAGCUACAACGCGAGCUCCGAGGACAUCUUCACCAGCUUCACCACCCAGGUGGGCUACCCGGUGGUCAACGCCGCGCUGGCCGCCAACGGACUCUCGGUCAGCUUCACCCAGAAGCGCUUCCUGCUGAAGGAGAACGACGGAGCGGACGCCAACCUGAAGUACACCAUUCCCAUCUCGUACACCACCAGUGAGGCUAACAACUUCCAGAACGCCACGCCUAAGUUCAUCCUGCGGCCCGAUGUGACCACGACCGUGACCUUCCCCUCGGCCCUCACCUGGAUCAUUGCCAACGUCCAGCAGACCGGCUACUACCGGGUGAACUACACGGAGAGCAACUGGCACGCCAUCCACCACGCCCUGCUGGCCGCCAACUGGAGCGGCAUCCACGAGAACAACCGCGCCCAGAUCGUCGACGAUCUGUUCAACCUGGCGAGGGCCGGGCAGAUCACCUACAACCUCACCCUGGACGUGAUCGAGUACCUGGAAACGGAGACGAACUACAUUCCCUGGACGUCGGCCUUCAACGGCUUCAGCUACCUGACCAUCCGGCUGGGCAACGACACCUCCGACUUCAACACCUACAUCCAGGCGCUGACCAACAAGGCCUACUCCCAGCUGGGCUUCAACGAGACCACCAGCGACUCCGCCCUGGACAUCUACCUGCGCACCAAGAUCCUCUCGUGGGCCUGUCGCUACGGCAGCGCCGACUGCAUCAGCAAGGCCAAGAGCUACUUCCAGUCGCUGACCACCGUGCCCAAGAACAUCCGCUCCACCGUCUACUGCGUGGCGCUCCGCGAGGGCGGCACCGCCGAGUUCGAGGCCCUGUACAACAAGUUCAAGACCGAGACCGUGGCCACCGAGGAGACCCUGCUGCAGAACUCCUUCGGCUGCGUGAAGACCCAGGCCCUCAUCGAGCGGGUGUUCAACCUGGUCCUGAGCGACGAGAUCCGCCGGCAGGACAAGUCCUCCGUGCUGUCCACGCUCUACACUGAGAACAACGAGAACGUGAGCCCGGUGUUCGCCCUGGUCACUCAGAAGUUCGAGGAUCUGGCUGAGGCCAUGGGUGGAUACUCCGCCGUGGCCACCGUGAUCUCCAACAUCGCCGCCCGCUUCACCACGGAGCAGCAGCUGACCGACCUGCAGACCUUCAACCGGAACAGCGGCACCAAGUUCGGCGACUCGCAGGCCACUUUGACCGCCGCGGAGGCAACCGUCUCGGAGAACCUCCAGUGGGCGGCGGCCAAGUUGGGAGUGUUCCGCAGCUACCUGGCCAACCGGAACGGAAGCGCCAUGGCCAGCGCCUUCAGUGCCCUCAGCCUCCUGAUGGUCGCCCUGGCCACCAUGUUGCGCCACUAGAUCGGGCGGAGAUUAGCCCACUCGGUGCAAACGGGUCACGUUAGCCAUUAACCCAUAAAGUAUUUCCACGCUUAGAGCACCCAAUAAACUAUAAACUUUUGUAGAUAA
Molecule: messenger RNA, 3021 nt
Organism: Drosophila ficusphila
Lineage: Eukaryota; Metazoa; Arthropoda; Insecta; Diptera; Drosophilidae
Product: membrane alanyl aminopeptidase
Exons: 5
Coding region: 91-2913 (940 amino acids)
Biological process (GO): peptide catabolic process; proteolysis
Cellular component (GO): cytoplasm
Molecular function (GO): zinc ion binding; metalloaminopeptidase activity; peptide binding
Source: RefSeq, a predicted model, not a curated record